AUGGCAGAACCGAGUCGCAAAGAGGAGACCUUCGACCCUAGUCAGUCGAGUGGAUGUAGCGCUGGUAAGAGUAGACACGGGCUGUACAAGGCGAAUCAUGGGCCUGAUCCUCCCACCGAAGGCCCUGGGGCCUGGGCAGCGAUCCUGUCCGUCGCCGCGAUAGGGCUUAGUGCAUACCUCAAGUCCCGCGACAGUGACUUUAUCACCAACCAAGAAAAGGUUUCCGCGGUCUACGACUUUAUUUUGGGGUGCAGCAUCACCACCUUCGCCCACAUUUUUCUCUUAUCCAAAACUCUUACCGAGCAUAAGCGACGGCGGGGGAUGGUAAUACAGUUCUCUGUAUUUUUCCUUUGGUGCGUGGCAGCAGUCGUAAUGACAGCCUUGCGCAAAGAUCUCUACCAUGGGUGCCCCUUUCGUAAAGACGAGCUCAGUGGAAUAGGCCUGGGUGUUCAUUGUGGGAAAAUUGUUGCUUUGCACGUCGUUGUCUGGGUUGAGAUCGUUCUCCAGAUUUUAGCCUUCCUUUGCCAGGGCGGUGGCCAAGAAGCUUCCUGCACACCGCCUUCCGACGAUGCUACCACGAAUGUCGCCCCCGCAAGCAAUACGAUCCAAGAAGGUACCCGCGCAGUCGACUUGGAAAUGGGGAUGGUUCCUGCUAGAACCCCGGGAGAGAAUGGCAGCGCAACAGAGCAACCGGUGUUGAAGGAUGCUCGGGCAGGUCAAGGUGCUGACGCUCUCAUCGAAGGCCCUGGGACCUGGGCGGUAAUCAUUUCCGUCGCCGCCAUCGUACUCAGUGCAUACCUCGUGGCACACGGCAGUGACUUUGUACCCAAACAAGAAGACGUUUCCUCGGUCUACCCCUUCAUUUUGACUUGCAGCCUCCUCACCUUCAUCCAGGCUGUUCUCGUAUGGGUGGGCUUUUCUGGAGGGGAUCAACGCCGUAACGGCGGGCCUCGACAGGGUGUUCAUUGCGGGAGAAUUAUAGCUUUGCACGUCGUCGUCUGGGCUGUAGUCGUCCUACAAAUCCUGGCGUUCUUUUACGAUCGUAGAGGCCGGACCUCUUCCACACCGCCUUCGGAUGAUGCGAAGAAGUCUAUCAACAAAGGUUCUCGUGGAGUCGACCUGGAAAUGGGGAAGGUUCCCGCCAGCACCCCAGGCCAGCUCGUCCUAUCCGCCUGGCUCACAUCCAAGUUCAACGCGGGCGACAAAGCACCUUCGCAAGCAGUGGACAUCCUCGUACACUCCAUACUCGGAUCGUCGAUUUGGACCGUGCUGUUCUUUGCGGGGCUGUGGUUGGGGUAUCCGAGGAAGAGGCCCAGCAGGAAUGGAUUAUUUUGGACGCUCGUCACUUGGGUUAUGUGGCUCGGUUUUGGGGUGACGACGACUGUGAUGUAUGAAGGGACGUAUAGUUGCCCGAGAUCACCAUUCCCCCAUUGUGCGCAAUUGAUCACGCUGCAAGUCUUCAUCUGGGUGCAGUGUUUGACCACCGGGUCCAUCAUAUUCUUCCUUGACGACAAACCUACGAAAAGGGAAUCACGGAAAGGAGCUACUACUAGUACUAGGAGGAGGACCGCACGAUCGACAAGUCUGAGGUUGGAGGGUAGCGACUUGGAGAGGGUUUAG
Messenger RNA from Coprinopsis cinerea okayama7#130, 1620 nucleotides. RefSeq lists its product as hypothetical. Bases 1 to 1620 code for a protein of 539 amino acids. The transcript is spliced from 14 exons. NCBI's taxonomy places the organism in Eukaryota, Fungi, Basidiomycota, Agaricomycetes, Agaricales, Psathyrellaceae. The record is from RefSeq and is a predicted model, not a curated record.